AGCUGGGAGUCAGGUGUUUUGAGAGUGGAGUCUUCUGCUCUGCCCCCAGGGUCCGUGUCACCUGCACUGGGGCAGGGAGAGUGUGCCCCAGCCCAGCCCCACCACCAAAAAUGAUGCCUGAGGAGUCCAGGAGCUCCUUCCCUUAACAGAGCGGAGAACGGCGUCCGGAGCUGCAGCAUGGACCAGCGAGAGCCCCUGCCUCCCGCUCCUGCAGAAAGUGAAGCGAAAUAUGAUUCUAAUAAUAAUGAAGAGGAAGAGGGAGAACAGUUCGAUUUUGACAGUGGAGAUGAAAUCCCAGAAGCGGACAGGCAGGCUCCCUCCACCCCUGAGACAGGAGGUGCUGGAGCUGGUGAAGCCCCUGCACCCGCUGCUGAGGCCUCAGGAGGUGAGGACGGAGCUGGAGCAGAAACCACCCCAGUGGCCGAGCCUGCUAAGCUGGUGCUCCCACUGAAAGUCAACCCGUAUUCUGUCAUCGACAUCACGCCAUUUCAGGAGGACCAGCCACCUGCCCCCACGCCUGGCAAUGAGGAGGAGAAUGUGGGUCUCCAUGUGCCUUGUGGGUACUCGGUGCCUGUGCCCUGUGGCUAUGCAGUGCCCUCCAACCUGCCCCUCCUGCUGCCCGCCUACUCUAGCCCAGUCAUCAUCCGAACCACAUCCCUGGAUGAAGAAGCAGAGACGCCGGAAGGCACAGAAGAUCGCCCGCUCGAUUCUCUGAGUUCCGAGGAGCCUCCAAACAGUGAAGAUCACGUCAGUCGAGAGGACAGCGCCCUGGCCCGCUGGGCUGCAGACCCAGCCAACACAGCCUGGAUGGAGAAUCCCGAAGAAGCAAUUUAUGAUGACGUUCCAAGGGAAAACUCAGACUCUGAACCAGGUUUGAUUUUGUCUGGAAUUGAUCUGAGGAGAUUCAGCUCAGCAGCCUUUCCCUCUGGAUGCAAAAAUGAAAUGAUUUAUGAUGAUGUUGAGAAUGGGGAUGAAGGUGGAAACAGCUCUUUGGAAUACGGCUGGAGCUCGAGUGAAUUUGAAAGUUACGAAGAGCAGAGUGACUCGGAAUGCAAGAAUGGGAUUCCCAGGUCCUUCCUCCGCAGCAACCACAAAAAGCAACUUUCUCAUGACCUAACCCGUUUAAAGGAGCACUAUGAGAAAAAGAUGAGAGAUUUGAUGGCAAGCACGGUGGGCGCGGUGGAGAUUCAGCAGCUCAGGCAGAAGCAUGAACUGAAGAUGCAGAAGCUCGUGAAGGCUGCGAAGGAUGGGACCAAGGACGGGCUUGAAAGGACCAGGGCGGCCGUGAAGAGGGGCCGCUCGUUCAUCAGGACUAAGUCUCUCAUCGCUCAGGAUCACAGAUCUUCUCUUGAAGAGGAGCAGAACGUGUUCAUUGAUGUUGAUUGCAAGCACCCGGAAGCCAUCUUGACCCCGAUGCCUGAGGGCUUGUCUCAGCAGCAGGUUGUAAGAAGAUAUAUACUGGGUUCAGUUGUCGACAGUGAAAAGAACUAUGUAGAUGCUCUUAAGAGGAUUUUGGAGCAAUAUGAGAAGCCACUGUCUGAGAUGGAGCCAAAGGUUUUGAGUGAGAGGAAGCUGAAGACAGUGUUCUACCGAGUCAAAGAGAUCCUGCAGUGCCACUCACUGUUUCAGAUUGCGCUGGCCAGCCGCGUUUCCGAGUGGGACUCCGUGGAAAUGAUCGGCGACGUCUUCGUGGCUUCGUUUUCUAAAUCCAUGGUGCUGGAUGCAUACAGUGAAUAUGUGAACAAUUUCAGCACAGCCGUGGCAGUCCUCAAGAAAACAUGUGCUACAAAGCCUGCUUUUCUUGAAUUUUUAAAGCAGGAACAGGAGGCCAGCCCUGACCGAACCACGCUCUACAGCCUGAUGAUGAAGCCCAUCCAGAGGUUCCCGCAGUUCAUCCUCCUGCUCCAGGACAUGCUGAAGAACACCUCCAAAGGCCAUCCCGACAGGCUGCCGCUGCAGAUGGCCUUGACAGAGCUCGAAACACUAGCAGAGAAAUUAAAUGAAAGAAAAAGAGAUGCCGAUCAGCGCUGUGAAAUGAAGCAGAUCGCAAAAGCCAUCAAUGAGAGAUACCUGAACAAGCUUCUCAGCAGUGGAAACCGAUACCUCAUUCGGUCGGAUGAUAUGAUAGAAACGGUUUACAACGACAGAGGAGAGAUUGUUAAAACCAAAGAGCGCCGACUCUUCAUGUUGAAUGAUGUGUUGAUGUGUGCCACAGUCAGCUCACGCCCCUCGCAUGACAGCCGUGUGAUGAGCAGCCAGAGGUAUUUGCUGAAGUGGAGCGUUCCACUGGGACACGUGGAUGCCAUUGAGUACGGCAGCAGCCCUGGCGCGAGUGAGCACAGCAGGCACCUCGCCGUGCACCCGCCUGAGAGCCUGGCCGUGGUUGCUAACGCGAAACCAAACAAAGUUUAUAUGGGGCCAGGACAACUGUAUCAAGAUUUGCAAAACUUGUUACAUGACUUAAAUGUAAUCGGUCAAAUCACUCAGCUGAUAGGAAACCUUAAAGGAAACUAUCAGAACUUAAACCAGUCAGUAGCCCAUGAUUGGACAUCAGGUUUACAAAGGCUCAUUUUGAAGAAAGAAGAUGAAAUCAGAGCUGCGGACUGCUGCAGAAUUCAGUUACAGCUCCCAGGGAAGCACGACAAAUCUGGGCGACCGACCUUCUUUACAGCUGUGUUCAAUACGUUUACCCCUGCCAUCAAGGAGUCCUGGGUCAACAGCUUACAGAUGGCCAAGCUUGCCCUGGAAGAGGAGAACCAUAUGGGCUGGUUCUGUGUGGAAGAUGAUGGGAAUCACAUUAAAAAGGAGAAGCAUCCUCUCCUUGUCGGACACAUGCCCGUGAUGGUGGCCAAGCAGCAGGAGUUCAAGAUUGAAUGUGCUGCUUAUAAUCCUGAACCUUACCUAAACAAUGAAAGCCAGCCGGAUUCAUUUUCCACGGCACAUGGUUUCCUGUGGAUUGGAAGUUGUACCCAUCAAAUGGGUCAGAUUGCCAUCGUCUCGUUUCAAAAUUCCACCCCCAAAGUCAUCGAGUGCUUCAAUGUCGAAUCUCGAAUCCUGUGCAUGCUGUACAUUCCUGUUGAGGAGAAGCGCAGAGAACCCAGGGCACCCCUGGACCCUGAGACCUCAGCCACAAGAGCUUCUGAUGUCCCAACGAUCUGCGUAGGGACGGAGGAGGGAAGCAUUUCCAUUUAUAAAAGCAGUCAAGGCUCCAAGAAAGUGAGACUUCAGCACUUUUUCACUCCUGAGAAGUCCACAGUCAUGAGCCUGGCUUGCACGUCUCAGAGCCUGUACGCCGGCCUGGUCAACGGAGCGGUCGCCAGCUACACCAGGGCCCCAGAUGGAUCCUGGGAUUCAGAACCUCAAAAAGUGAUAAAGUUAGGUGUCCUGCCCGUUAGAAGUCUACUCAUGAUGGAAGACACGUUGUGGGCAGCUUCUGGAGGUCAAGUCUUCAUCAUCAGUGUGGAGACUCACGAUGUAGAGGGUCAGCUGGAGGCCCACCAGGAGGAAGGCAUGGUGAUCUCCCACAUGGCCGUGGCCGGUGUCGGCAUCUGGGUGGCCUUCACCUCGGGGUCCACGCUCCGCCUUUUCCACACGGAAACACUGAAGCACCUUCAGGACAUCAAUAUUGCCACCCCUGUUCACAACAUGUUGCCAGGUUCUUGCUGUUUCAUUUUGGAUCCAUCUUUGACCUAUCUUGUAGAAGAGAAGAUGGAAUUAUCCUGCCUCCCUCCAGGGCACCAGCGGCUGUCGGUGACGAGCCUGCUUGUCUGCCAUGGAUUGCUGAUGGUCGGCACCAGCCUGGGAGUCCUCGUGGCCCUGCCGGUCCCGCGUCUACAGGGGAUUCCCAAAGUGACUGGAAGAGGCAUGGUCUCCUACCACGCACACAAUGGUCCUGUCAGAUUCAUUGUCCUGGCCACGGCUCUGCACGAGAAAGGCAAGGACAAAUCCAGGGACAGCCUGGCUCCCGGCUCUGAGCCCCAGGACGAAGACCCGAAGGACGCACUUCCGAAUGAGGGAGCUGGUUCAUCCCUGAGCCAGGGCGACCCUGACGCAGCCAUCUGGUUAGGAGAUUCACUGGGAUCGAUGGCUCAGAAAAGCGACGUGUCCUCCUCCUCUGGGUCCCUGAGCUUGUCUCACGGCUCCAGCUCUCUAGAGCACAGAUCAGAGGACGGCACCAUCUAUGACCUCCUGAAGGAUCCUGUCUCACUGAAAAGCAAAGCACGACGGGCCAAGAAAGCCAAGGCCAGCUCGGCGCUGGUGGUCUGUGGAGGGCAGGGCCACCGCCGGGUGCACAGGAAGGCCCGGCAGCCUCACCAGGAGGAGCUGGCGCCGUCCGUCAUGGUCUGGCAGAUCCCCCUGCUGAAUAUAUAAGCAGGACGGCUGCCUCCUGCUGCCAGAAUUUGCAAUCAAGGGUGACUUCUCAGCUAAUCCUGCGGCAUGAGUGAUUAAGCUGUGUCUACACUGGUUGGGAAUAAAUUAAAAACAGUAUUCGGGGGAGAAUGUGCAAUAUCGUAAUGGUGGAGUUCCCGCCAAUUCCUUCCCUUCUGUACAGCAGAAGUAAACAUAAGCACUUCCAAAGGCAGAAGAUUGAUGCAAUUUUCAAUAAUUGAGUGCAGUUCUGGGAAAACAGCACAUUCUUCUUGACUGCUGUAGUCCGUAUAUAAAUACUAAACGUUAGACUUCAUCCGUCAGACCUGUUGUAUCAUAUUCCUUAGAGAAUUUGCAGACUAAGAAUUUAUGAGAAAAUAUGUAUUCAAUAGUGUAGCCAUUUAUUAACAAUUCUUAAAAAUAAUUUUACCUGAUUCAGAUUCACGACUUUUAUUUAUAUUCUAUAUUUUUGAAUUUUAGAAAAAAAUUUGUUAACAGUUUUAAAUGCCAGGUAACACCUACCAAUCCAGCUAGCAUGAUUUGCUUUCAGAAAUAAACUGGGUUUUCCAAAGUGGUCUAAUGUGUGUACUGUAUAUUUUAACAAAGUAAUAUUUUUAUAUUGCAUUUUCUAUUAAAAAAUUAACAGUUAAUGUUUCAGUCGAUAUAUUAUCUGUAGCAUUUCACAAAUAAUGUUUGCUUCAAACCAAAAUGCUCAACACCCGUCAACAUUUGGACUUAAGCAUCAACGCCAAAUUAUUCCUCCAUUCUCACAUCAAUGGACCCGGCAUACACAUGAGAAACGUCUGUGCUUCCGUGUUAGAGGAAAUAGGCAGAGAAGUCUUGUUUAGUUCCUCCAUGCAGCUCCUUGGUCCUACUGACCCGGAAUGCUGUGCCCACUUUUGAACAUACGCUCCAAAUGACUCCUGGUGCUAAGGCCGUGCCGGCUGCUGUCACUGGCAGUGGGACCCAGGCCAAGAAGUGUGACCUCGGACCAGCCCGUCUGUCGCGCAGACGCCUCCUCUGCACGCAUAGGUUUCUAGUCUGCAGCUGCAGAGCCACCCCUGCGUGACAAGGUGCAUAAUUAGUGCACACCAUCAUGUCAAGGUGCAUACUUAGUGAGUGUGAGCAUAUCAGUGUUUUACUCACUGAACAGAUAACAAGGAAAAAAACCCCUAACGCAGGCAGUCACCAGAAAUAAAUUUCUCAGCACUUUACAGAUGACUAAAAAUGUUACUUUUAUGACAAAUAUUUUCUAGGUUGAAUCUAUCUCCCCAUGUGAAAGUGAUUUCUUCCCAAGCCUUCUCAAACUGUUAGCUGCUGUCUGGCUUCAUAAAUAAAGUAUUUUUAUUUUAAAAUGCA
Messenger RNA from Callithrix jacchus (white-tufted-ear marmoset), 5727 nucleotides. NCBI's taxonomy places the organism in Eukaryota, Metazoa, Chordata, Mammalia, Primates, Cebidae. The record is from RefSeq and is a predicted model, not a curated record.